AAUUUUAAAUGAGGUUUAUAAGUAUUGUAUAGUUAAUAAUUAUGUUGUGGUUCAAAUACCCAUCUUCAUUUCAGUAAUUUUUUUGGUGCAACAGUAGUGACUCUGUUCUCUGUUUAUACUUAAGCUAAAUAUAUGAUCAAACAAUUAUAUAUAUAUUUUAUAUAUUUGUGAUGCAGGUUUCAAGAUGUUAUCAAGUUUGAAGAAGUUGGAAGUUUUAGAUCUUAGUUAUAAUUGGUUGAACGGCAGUAUACUAUCAUCAGUGAGCUCUCUUACAUCGCUCACGACUUUGAAUCUUAGUUUCAAUUCAAUGGCAGGUUCAUUUCCUAGUCAAGAAUUUGCUUCCUUCAAGAACCUGGAGGUCUUAGAUUUGAGCUUGAGCGAGUUUACUGGUACUGUUCCUCAACAUUCGUGGGCACCACUUUCUCUCAAAGUAUUAUCUUUAUUUGGCAACCAUUUUAAUGGCUCUUUGACAAGUUUUUGUGGCUUGAAGAGACUUCAACAACUAGAUUUGAGCUACAAUCAUUUUGGAGGCAACCUCCCUCCGUGCCUACACAAUAUGACAUCUCUUACAUUAUUAGAUUUGUCCGAGAACCAGUUCACAGGGCAUGUUUCGUCUUUGCUAGCUAGCCUCAAAUCCCUCAAGUAUAUUGACCUCAGUCAUAAUCUUUUCGAGGGUUCAUUCUCAUUCAAUUUAUUUGCUGAGCACUCAAGCCUUGAGGUGGUUCAAUUCAUAAGUGACAACAACAAAUUUGUGGCUAAGACUAAAUACCCUGAUUGGAUUCCGCCAUUUCAGUUACAGGUCCUUGUCCUGCAAAAUUGCGGUCUUGAGAGUAUUCCUAGGUUCCUAAAUCAUCAAUUCAAAUUGAAGAAGGUCGACCUGUCCCACAACAAAAUCAAAGGAAACUUUCCUAGUUGGUUGUUUAAUAACAAUAGUGGAUUAGAGUACCUAAGUCUAAAGAAUAACAGUUUCUGGGGUCGUUUUCAUCUACCAACCUACUCCAGCUUUAAUAAUACCACCUGGUUGGAUGUCUCUGACAAUCUCUUCAAAGGACAGCUUCAAGAUGUUGGUGGAAAGAUGUUUCCGGAGAUGAAGUUUCUUAAUUUAUCAGGAAAUCGUUUUCGAGGUGAUUUUCUUUUCUCACCUGCUAAGGAUUGCAAAUUGACAAUUCUAGACUUGUCGUUCAAUAACUUUUCUGGGGAAGUACCGAAGAAACUGCUUUCAAGUUGCGUUUCCUUGAAAUAUCUGAAGCUAUCUCAUAAUAACUUCCAUGGCCAGAUAUUCACAAGGGAAUUUAACUUGACUGGACUGUCUUCUUUGAAAUUGAAUGACAAUCAAUUCGGUGGUACUCUGUCAAGUUUAGUCAAUCAGUUUUACGACUUGUGGGUAUUAGACCUCAGCAACAACCACUUCCAUGGAAAGAUCCCAAGGUGGAUGGGUAACUUCACAAAUUUGGCUUACCUCAGUUUGCAUAAUAAUUGUUUUGAAGGUCAUAUCUUUUGCGAUCUCUUUCGAGCUGAGUACAUAGACCUUUCUCAGAACAGAUUUUCUGGGUCUCUACCAUCUUGCUUCAACAUGCAAAGCGAUAUACAUCCAUAUAUAUUGAGGUAUCCACUGCACAUAAAUUUGCAAGGCAACAGAUUCACUGGAUCAAUACCAGUUUCAUUUCUCAAUUUCUCUAAAUUGUUGACAUUGAACUUACGCGACAACAACUUCUCUGGCAGCAUUCCUCAUGCAUUUGGUGCAUUUCCAAACUUACGAGCUCUUUUACUAGGAGGAAAUCGUUUAAAUGGGCUGAUUCCAGAUUGGUUGUGUGAGCUGAAUGAAGUGGGAAUAUUGGAUCUUUCAAUGAAUUCCUUCUCUGGGUCUAUACCCAAAUGCUUAUAUAAUCUCUCCUUUGGAAGUGAAGGGCUUCAUGGUACUUUCGAAGAAGAACAUUGGAUGUACUUUAUUCGCACGGUAGAUACCAUUUACAGUGGAGGUCUAAUCCCUGGUAUGGGAGAAGUUGAGAACCAUUACAUCAUCGACAUGUAUGUCAAAGAAGAAAUUGAGUUUGUUACGAAACAUAGGGCUAAUACAUAUAAAGGUGACAUUCUCAACUUCAUGUCUGGAUUAGAUUUAUCACAUAAUAACUUGAUAGGUGUGAUUCCACUUGAGCUAGGGAUGCUAUCCGAGAUUCUUGCCUUGAAUAUAUCCUACAAUCGGUUGGUAGGCUAUAUUCCGGUGUCUUUCUCAAACCUUACACAACUAGAGAGCUUGGACCUCUCUCAUUACAGUUUAAGCGGACAGAUUCCCUCUGAGCUGAUAAACCUACACUUCCUGGAAGUGUUCUCUGUUGCUUAUAACAACUUAUCAGGCAGGAUUCCUGACAUGAUAGGGCAAUUCAGCACGUUUGACAAUGGAAGCUACGAGGGAAAUCCACUUCUCUGUGGACCUCAGGUGGAGAGAAACUGCAGCUGGGAUAACGAGUCACCUUCAGGACCAAUGGCAUUGCGAAAAGAAGCGGAUCAGGAGAAAUGGUAUGAGAUUGAUCAUGUGGUAUUCUUUGCAAGCUUUUCAGUAUCUUUUAUGAUGUUCUUCUUGGGAGUCAUCACUGUCCUUUAUAUCAAUCCUUACUGGAGGCGAAGGUUGUAUUACUACAGUGAGGAAUUUAUGUUCUCGUGUUAUUACUUUGUUUCUGAUAUUUUAUCAAAGCUAUCAGGUCGUCGUCAUUAGUUAUCAUUGAUGUUUGCAUCACCUAGUGGUCUUUGAUGUUGUGAGUUGCUAUAAAUUCAUAUAUAAUUCAGUUUGCUACGAAUAAAACAAAGUUGAGUUAUAUAUUGCUGAAGCCAUUCCGCCAUUGAUUUUUGGAGUGUGCAUCUUUGUUUUAUUAUUGCCAAAUUUCAUUUAAACUACGUAACUUCAUACCCUUUUUUUCUUUGUGUUGUUUCUUUUUGUUUCUUUGUGCAAAAUUUCUUCCCAUCUGACCAGUUUGGUUUCUGACGAGAAAUGG
This is a messenger RNA of Ricinus communis (castor bean), 2990 nucleotides long. Its product is annotated as receptor-like protein 45. The record is from RefSeq and is a predicted model, not a curated record. Lineage: Eukaryota; Viridiplantae; Streptophyta; Magnoliopsida; Malpighiales; Euphorbiaceae. Gene Ontology annotation, molecular function: protein binding. The transcript is spliced from 3 exons. The coding region runs from base 185 to 2713 and encodes 842 amino acids.